AUGACGGGGGUGCUGGAGAGUCUGAUGCCGGACAUGCACACCAGCCAGAUCUCCGCCGGCAGCUACCACCAGCACGGCGGCCUGCACAAGCCGCAGGAGUCCCCCACGCUGCCCGUCUCCACGGCCACCGACAGCAGCUACUACACCAACCAGCAGCACGGGGCAGCGGGCGGGCCGCCCUACGGCCCCGUGAGCUCCUACCCCUACGCGGGCGGCGGCACCGCCCCCUACUCUGCCAAGGCCGCCUACGACGUGGGUUACGGGGGCGCCUACGGCUCCUACGGGCCCUACGGCAGCAGGGCCUCCCCAGCCAACAAUGACUCUGCAGAGAAGGAAGACUGCGAGCCGGAGAUCAGGAUCGUGAACGGGAAACCGAAGAAAGUGCGGAAGCCCCGGACCAUCUACUCCAGCUUCCAGCUGGCGGCUCUGCAGCGGCGCUUCCAGAAAACCCAGUACCUCGCCUUGCCCGAGCGAGCGGAGCUGGCGGCCUCCCUCGGCCUCACCCAGACGCAGGUAAAGAUCUGGUUUCAGAACCGCCGCUCCAAGUUCAAGAAGAUGUGGAAAAGCGGAGAGAUCCCAGCGGAGCCGCCUCCCCGCCGCAGUUCUUCACCACCGUCUCCCUCCUCGCCCCCCGCGUGGGACUUCGCUCCGCACACACGUACCGCGGGCGGCGCCGGCACCGCAAGCCCCAGCCCCGCCGCCGCCUUCCUCGGUAGUUACUCGUGGUACCCGCCGGCCCCCGGCGGCCCGGCGCCCCUGCCGGCGGCCGCUCCCCUCCCGCAGCCGACGCAGCCCCCGCAUCACCACGGCAGCGGCAAUAUCUUCUAG
Messenger RNA from Pyrgilauda ruficollis (rufous-necked snowfinch), 828 nucleotides. RefSeq names its product distal-less homeobox 2 (gene DLX2). Bases 1 to 828 code for a protein of 275 amino acids. The transcript has 3 exons. NCBI's taxonomy places the organism in Eukaryota, Metazoa, Chordata, Aves, Passeriformes, Passeridae. The record is from RefSeq and is a predicted model, not a curated record. Gene Ontology annotation, molecular function: DNA-binding transcription factor activity, RNA polymerase II-specific; RNA polymerase II cis-regulatory region sequence-specific DNA binding. Gene Ontology annotation, biological process: cell differentiation; negative regulation of transcription by RNA polymerase II; embryo development.